Molecule: messenger RNA, 914 nt
Organism: Sclerotinia trifoliorum
Lineage: Eukaryota; Fungi; Ascomycota; Leotiomycetes; Helotiales; Sclerotiniaceae
Source: the annotation of a GenBank genome assembly
UGUCAAAUAAAAAGUCGCGACAUGUGCUCAAAGUACGCGUCUCCCAAAUUGAACAUCUACACCUGCGAAAAUGGAAUCCAACGAGCCAACAAUAAUUGAUCUCAAAUCUUCAUUUUUACGUGCACAAAUUUUUGCCCUCUCUCAGCCUCUUCAACCAUCGCAAGACUGGCAAGAUUCAAUUUCAGAGGAAGAGAAUACCUUGCGACAGCGCGCAAUUGAUGAAGCAUUAUUCAAGCUCAAUACUAUCCUCAAACAACAUAAUAAGAUUAGUUAUCCUCCGCAGGCACAGCGUCAUGUUGCUGAACAAAUUGAUCAAUUAUAUUGGGCCGCUGGGGAGAGAGAUGUGAAUGUGAACGCAGAGGAAUGGAGUGAAAAGGGUGCAGAUUACAGUAAGCUCCUUACAAUCAUGUCAAUCAGUGGGUAGUAACAUCACGCUAAUCGAUAUCCCAAUUGUCAGGAUUGACAUCCAACAUUGAAAAAUUGCCAGAAGAAUGGAGUGAAGAAGCGGAAACGAAGGCACCGAAGCAAGCGACAAAAUACAGAGAGCUACAAAGUAAAUUGUUGGAAUUGAAUGAGAAGCGAAGAAUGGCAAAGGAGAAACUUGAACAGUGUAAUGCUGCAAAGAAAUUGCUGGAGCCUUUUGAGCAGGCGGAUAAGAAUGUUCAAGAAAAUCUUGUUACCAAAAAUGGCGAAGUUGAGAAAGAAUUGGAAAGAAUGAGGAUGUUGAUGUUAAGAGUCGAAAGGGGCAUCGGGGGCUUGGAGAGGGCAGACAAAGAGGAUCAUAUGGACCUUGAUUUUGAGGAGGAUGAUAGAGAAAAGCUAAGGUUUAUAGGAAUUAUAUAAUGGCCUACUUCCGGAGGACUGACUUAAAGGGGUAGAUUACCUUUGUUAAGCAAGGUUGUUGUUUGGCAUCC